Messenger RNA from Thalassophryne amazonica, 2708 nucleotides. RefSeq names its product voltage-dependent calcium channel gamma-2 subunit-like. Gene Ontology annotation, molecular function: channel regulator activity; voltage-gated calcium channel activity. NCBI's taxonomy places the organism in Eukaryota, Metazoa, Chordata, Actinopteri, Batrachoidiformes, Batrachoididae. Gene Ontology annotation, biological process: transmission of nerve impulse; regulation of AMPA receptor activity; neurotransmitter receptor internalization. The record is from RefSeq and is a predicted model, not a curated record. The transcript has 4 exons. Gene Ontology annotation, cellular component: AMPA glutamate receptor complex; postsynaptic density membrane; voltage-gated calcium channel complex. The coding region runs from base 199 to 1167 and encodes 322 amino acids.
CCUCUCCCAAAACCAACCAUACGAUUUCCCCCGAGCUCCCCUAACUCCCCUGCCCCCCCAGCGGCCCCCCGCUCCUGUCGACCGCCUCACGCGGCCCACACCCUGUUUUCCGAGCUGGCGUGGCGACGCAAACUCACAAAUAUUUACUUCCUAUACAUCAAGAGGAAAGGGGGCCCCCCUUUCGUGGAAUGCGGCAACAUGGGCGUGUUUGACCGCGGAGUUCAGAUGCUGCUGACCACGGUGGGGGCCUUCGCCGCCUUCAGCCUCAUGACCAUUGCCGUGGGGACAGACUAUUGGCUAUACUCACGCGGUGUCUGCAAGAUCAAAAGUACCAACGAGAACGAGACCAGCAAGAAGAACGAGGAGGUGAUGACGCACUCGGGCCUCUGGAGGACGUGCUGCUUGGAAGGCUCUUUCAAAGGCAUGUGUAAGCAGAUAGAUCACUUCCCAGAGGACGCAGACUACGAGGCAGACGCUUCUGAGUACUUCUUACGCGCAGUACGGGCCUCGAGUAUCUUCCCUAUCAUGAGUGUGAUCCUGCUCUUCAUGGGGGGGCUGUGUAUCGCCGCCAGUGAGUUCUACAAGUCACGCCACAACAUCAUCCUCAGCGCCGGCAUCCUCUUUGUCUCUGCAGGUCUGAGCAACAUCAUUGGAAUUAUUGUGUACAUAUCAGCCAACGCUGGGGACCCUUCCAAGAGUGACUCCAAGAAAAACAGCUACUCCUACGGCUGGUCCUUCUACUUCGGCGCACUCUCCUUCAUCAUGGCCGAAAUGGUGGGUGUGCUGGCUGUGCAUAUGUUCAUUGACCGCCAUCGGGAACUUCGUGUGGGAGCCAGAGCUGCCGACUACCUCCAAGGAGCAGCCAUCACGCGCAUCCCCAGCUACCGCUACCGUUACCGUCGCCGUUCUCGCUCCUCAUCUCGGUCCACAGAUCCCUCACACUCCCGCGAGGCAUCACCAGUGGGACUGAAGGGCUUCGGGACGCUUCCCUCCACCGAGCUGUCCAUGUACACGCUUCCUAAAGGUCAAACGGGCACCCCGACAGCCACCUAUAACUCCACGGAGAGGGACCACAACUUCCUGCAGGUCCACAACUGCAUCCAGAAGGACCUGAAAGACUCGGGUGGCCACAGCAACACCGCCAACCGACGCACGACACCCGUAUGAAACUUGACAGAAGGACCUCAAAAGAAAUUGGAGCAAAUUUGGGGAAAGGUGGUAAAGACAGCUCAGUUGGUAAAGGAGAGAAGGGAUGUUCUGAGUUCUCCGCAACUCAGACGAUCACCCAGUUGCAGUUUUAAAACAAAAGAAGCAGAGAAAAAAAUGCAUAAAAAAGAAACAUGCAUGAUUUUCCCAUCAACCAUUGAUUGACGACUUUUGAACAUGUUUGUACAGAUUUGUGUGGGAGGGAUGGGCAAAGAUGAGAAGGGCGACAGCCAGGGGGCGCUGUGGUUGUGGGCCGGGUCAGACUGCCGAUUUAAAGGUGAACUUUGUAUUUUUUACUCUCUUCCUCAGUCCGACAAACAGGGGGGCAGUGUUUGCCUCUUGGCUCCGCCUAUGACCCCACCCUCACACUCUAAAUACACCCUAACCUCCCUGAAACCCGCUCUUCGCUUUAGUUACUGUAUCUUCUUGAUUUUAUUCUUUAAUCGCAUUAAUACUGUGAACCAUAGCGGUAUGGAACUUUAGCAGGGAGGAAUUCAGGCCGCAAAAAAAAAAAAAAAAACUAACAAAAAAAGGACACAUAAGUUAAUAUAUGUAUUAAUUAUCUAUAAAUAUAUGAAUAUAUAUGUUAAUAUACUUGACUUCCCUGAUGCAAAAAUAAGAAAAAGAAUCUAAUCUUGAAAAAUAAAUCAGAGGAUUCUUUGUGACUGGUUCAUUUGACAGGAAAAGGCUUCCGCCUCCUUGACAAACUGGUAUUUAGUUAGUACUUGAAGCAUUAUCGCAUUCUUUUAGAACUAAACAAAUCCCUUCGGCAUUCGCCAAAAACCCUGGCUGCCAUCGUUGUUCAGGGUCACGUGGAGGUGAAAAGCCAACCUCUCUGCAAACCUGAAGAAGGCAACGACGACUUGUGGACGAUGAAAAGUCACUACUGCCAAAGACACACAGUAGUGCGUGUGAGAAGCUGGCUACCGGCAACGUGACACUAACUGACUCAAUAAAAAAUAAAUAAAAAAAUAACAAUAAUAAAAUCGAUAAAUUAAAAAAAAUAUGAAUUUACAUGCAUGCUGAUCAAAACCAUCCAAUCUGCUUUUAAGGAAACUGUUUUGAACAAAUGAUACAAUGUAAGGGCAGCGGGCGUGAAAACGUGGACAUUACUGUUACUGUACUGUCCUUUUUUUUUUUUUUUUUUUUUUGAAUGGGUAAUUCAGGGCGGGGCUUUGUAACACUUGAAACAAAAAGAACAAACUUUGGAUAAGGCUUUUUUUAAGAGAAGAAAAUCUUAUCUCCUCUUUUCAUUUCUUUUUUUUUUUUAAAUUUCACACAGCCUUAGUCUCUCUCUCUCUCUCUCUCUCUCUCUCUCUCUCUGUUUUUUGGGGAGGGGGUCUUAUUUUUGUUGUUUAUCGGUUUUGCGUUGUGCUGUUGUAAAUGAGAAUUUAAAAAAGAAAAAAAGCAUAAUGUCUUCAAGGUGCCAAAACUGAAUGAUUCUGAACUUGGAUGCAUCAAGUCCUGAUGAUGAAUAAAAAUCGAUCUCUCCCAUAGGGAAA